AUGGUUCAUCGCGUGCACGCUAUCCCAGCACCCCUUAAGCCUCUUCAAGGUUUCAUUCGCCUUUCACGUCUCUCCCCCUCCGCGCACUUAUUCAUGUCCUCCUUGAACUGUUUUAAACCCUCACCUGUUGGAACCCUGUCUCACAAGGCGAUUGAAGGUAGCGCACGAGUUGUUGAGAAAUCGGACUCAGAUGGUGAGGAUUAUGAUGCACCCACUGUGCGUGAUCACGUCUCCUGUACCGAUGACGGCUGUUCGCUGCAGAGUAGAGGCCGUUUUCAAAGCCUUCGAUGUGAAUCUCCACGUCCGGAGUCUAAUGUCCUUGUCCGAACCCUCAAAACAGCCUCCCUUUCGGCGCGUAAUCGGUCAAAGUUAAAAGAGCUGGGCGUUUCAAAUCCCUCCCCAAUGCUUAUUUGUGUGAAGGGCCACUCUCGUAAAGGUGAUACACCAGACUCCAAGCGAAAAGCAAAGAUGAAACAUACAGAGGUCAAGUAUGACAGCUAUGAUAGUGUUGACCUACAACCACAGGCGGGGAAUGCUAACAGUAACCUUAGUUGCCUUGUCAGGAGUCACUCAGACUCAACUUGCUUAACUGUCAAGGCGAGUAAACCCCCAGAUGAAAUUGUCGCGGAUUCAACGAGUCAACUACCUUCGAACUCUCAGCUAAAUGUUUUGGUCACUGCUGCAGAAGUACAGAAUGGGGAUGGAUCUAAUUCCAGUGCCCCAAGAAGCACAAUCUACUCUCCUAUCUAUCCCAAUCCGCCUACUCCCAGUUUUGGAUAUAUGCCAUCAAGUCCCUACAUGACCUAUGAUGGCUACCUUGGCUCACCACAAAUGGGUGGAUUUAUGGGCGUCAUGACACCUCCCACUUACGGCACAUCAAGCAUGAGUCUGGGCGAUGCGAAUCUUCACGGCCUUAUCUACCCAUCUCCACAGAUGAGCCCUUACUCACUCCUCUUUCAGUGUCCACAUCCCUACACGGAUCCAUUCCAUCAAAGACCUUGUUCAGUGGAAAGUUGUAAUGUCAACGACGAUUUUGACACUUGCCUUCAUUUGGUCAAGCUGUCCAACUGCAUGCCACCGGUACUUCCCCUCUCCCUCUGGGGUCCCUCCGUCUUCGCCUUUCCCCCCUUCCCCGUGGCUGGAGGACCACUUCCGCAUGCAUCAGGGCCUCGGCAGGGUCUCGACAACUCCUAUCAUCCAGCCCACAUUGCCGCCUCCCCCAUGCCCCCCGUGAUCUACACCUCCAACUAUCCCCGACAGAAUCACUCUGUAUCCUACCAGGCACCAUUGUCUUCUGAAGAUCGGGCUCCGGCGGCUCCAAUUCCAGCUCGACGGCAGUUUAGCAAUCAACACUACCAUCUACCUCCUAAUCCGCCUCUUCAAAGGCUUCGUUCCCCACCGCCACCAUUACAACAUCAACAACAACCGUUACCACCGUUACCAGCACAUCAGUCUCAAACCCAUACCAAUGUCCAAAUGCCUUCCAGUAGAGGUACUGCUUUCAAGAAGGUGAACAGUUCCGCUGCACCUCCUCCCUAUGACUCACUCAGAACUGUUAUCGGUGAUCCAGCCAAUCAGCACAAAUUGGUGCUGAUCGGUGUCAUCUGGCACGAGAAUUGGUGCCUAACCGAUAUUGGAAGCACCAUGAUUUGA
Molecule: messenger RNA, 1653 nt
Organism: Hydatigera taeniaeformis
Lineage: Eukaryota; Metazoa; Platyhelminthes; Cestoda; Cyclophyllidea; Taeniidae
Source: the annotation of a GenBank genome assembly